This is a messenger RNA of Bursaphelenchus xylophilus (pine wood nematode), 1873 nucleotides long. The record is from the annotation of a GenBank genome assembly. NCBI's taxonomy places the organism in Eukaryota, Metazoa, Nematoda, Chromadorea, Rhabditida, Aphelenchoididae.
AUGGCGCCAUCCAGAUGCGCCCACGAAAUAUCACAAAACAAGAAAUUGGAGAGGAUUCAAAAGCUGAUCAGCUUCAUAAAGGCAGCCGGAAGACAACAAGUAAGAAAAAUGUCAUGGUUAAUCAUGGCCUAACAUUACGUCAAUGUAGAAUCUUUGAAGAUUACAUUCAAAGUAAUAUUACAGCACACAGCCAAGCUAACCGAAGUCUGGGCCAUCCCCCAAUGCUCGAUUACAGAUGUCAGAAUCUUGUUCGUGGUGGGGGCUGACCCCUCGGCGCUGUAUGAGAAUGAAUACGGGGAGAAAGUACUGGCUGAUCGGAUGGAAAAUGGCUCCAUUUGUUCAUUGUGCGGUAAGAAAUACCGGGAAUUCCUCCAAUUCGCCCGACAGAUUCAUCAAGCGCAAUAUGGAAAAGUAAGUUUCAUAUGUGUAUGUAAUUUUGGUCGUAUUUUAAAAAAAAUAUUUUUGUCAUUUUGAUGACUUUACUCCAGAAUCUCGAUGCAAAUAAAGGGGAAGAAAUAUUAAAGUGAGGAAAGAGUUUUAGCACUUUUCUUCGGAAUGACCGGUGCGAUCUUAUUUCUUUACUCUGCAAUACAAAUUCCAAUUCCAGAUUCCUUUGAAAAUCAAGAAACCGACCAAACCAAUUGGUCAAGAACAUGGCCUAGUUACAGUAGCCUUGGAUGGGGGUGGGAUGAGAGGACUGGUCUCCAUUGUUUGCAUGUUAUUCACCUCCAGAAGGAUCCUCGGCGACGAAUCCUUCCCGAAUCUGGUCGAUUGGUGGGUGGGAUGUUCCACUGGAUCCAUGCUGGCCUUGGCCUUGGCCAAGGGAAACUCUCUCAUUGACACCUUCUUCCUUUAUUGGGAGAUGAAAAACGAGAUUUUCCUUGAUAAAUCAACCAUGAAAAGAUUAUUUGGGAAUGUAAUCGACAAACAAGUACGUAUUCCUCAGGUUGUACUUACAAUUACUGACAACAAAUUAUUUUUCCGAAUUCGAUUUAUUCUGUUUACACCGUUAUUUUAGUCAGUACGAGUCGACAAUGUUCUCAACCGAGUAUUUGAUAAUGAAAACGACACAUUCCUUAACUCUCCUUUAAGACUUACAGUGCCUGCUUUGGAUAUCACAACUACCCCCGGGAGGUUGCAUGUAUUUAGGAACUAUCCCACCAAAGGGAAUAUGAUUGAAGAUGUCCAUUUCAAAGACGCUGCGAGAGCUAGCAGGUGGUUGUUUGAGAACUUACUUUGCAAAAAAUCGUAUUCGUGGACUUCUAAAACUAUUCUAUUACAGCGCGGCUCCCACUUACUUCCACCCUCAUACAAUGGGUGCCCGGAAACUAGUGGACGGAUCUUUGGUGGCUAAUUGCCCUCUGGGCAUUUUGUUCGGAGUAAGUUAAAUUUAACGGAAUGAUGACUGAAACUGCAGGAGUAUGACAAAUGCCUGCAGACCGGUGACAAGCUCAAAUUGGGUUGCGUGAUCUCUAUUGGGACCGGAGAACCGGCCGAAACCAAACGACGGUACAAGAGCGGGUCCUCCUUGAGUCAUCGAAGCCGUCAUCUCCGAGAUAUGGCUGUACUGCUUAUAGAGCAGGUUGUCGGAUACGAGAGAUCGGUCGUCGACUGUGCCAAGGACCGUUGUUUAGCCGCAGGCAUUCCUUUCUUCCGAAUAUGCCCGGUGGGUAUUGAUGUGAAGAUCGAUCAGAUUAACGAUGGCGUCUUGAUGGAUAUGAUCUGGGAGACUUUAUUGCAUCUCCUCCGGAAUUGUGAACAGGUCGAUGAAUUGGGCCAGAGCUUGGCCAAAUUGUGUAAUUCCCCGUCAAAUCCAACUCCCCGGAGGGCUCGAAGGGGGCAUUCGGUAGAACCCCCAAUGAGAUUGUGCUAG